Molecule: messenger RNA, 1767 nt
Organism: Cydia pomonella (codling moth)
Lineage: Eukaryota; Metazoa; Arthropoda; Insecta; Lepidoptera; Tortricidae
Gene: Gasp
Product: protein obstructor-E
Exons: 5
Coding region: 90-797 (235 amino acids)
Cellular component (GO): extracellular region
Molecular function (GO): chitin binding
Source: RefSeq, a predicted model, not a curated record
CCAGUAUAAAUGCCUCAGGUUGCCAUUCUCCCGCUCGCAGUGUGUGCUUGAUCGUUAGUGUGACCACAACCGUGCAAGGACUUACAAAGAUGUAUUCAAGGUGUUUAAUAGUGCUUGCGGCCGUUGGCGUGGCGAUGGGCCAAGAAUCCUUCAAAUGUCCCGACGAUUUCGGUUUCUACCCUCACCACGUAUCGUGCGACAAAUACUGGAAGUGCGACAACGGCGUAGCUGAGCUGAAGACAUGCGGAAACGGUCUCGCUUUCGACGCCACUGACUCCAAGUACCUCACCGAGAACUGCGACUACCUCCACAAUGUUGAGUGCGGAGAGAGGACACAGCUUGAGCCCCCGAUCUCCACGCCCCACUGCCAGAGACUGUACGGUAUCUUCCCCGAUGAGCAGAAGUGCGACGUGUUCUGGAAUUGCUGGAACGGCGAGGCUUCUCGCUACCAGUGCAGCCCCGGACUCGCCUACGAUAGAGAGGCCCGCGUGUGCAUGUGGGCUGACCAGGUCCCUGAGUGCAAGAACGAAGAGGUCGCGAACGGUUUCGCCUGCCCCGCCCCCGGUGAGGUCUCCAACGCCGGCUCCUUCAGCCGUCACGCUCACCCCGAAGACUGCCGCAAGUACUACAUCUGCCUCGAGGGCGUCGCCCGCGAGUACGGCUGCCCCAUCGGCACGGUGUUCAAGAUCGGUGAUGCCGACGGCACCGGCAACUGCGAAGACCCCGAGGAUGUUCCCGGAUGCGAGGACUAUUACGGAGACGUGGACCUGAAAGCGCUAAAGAAACUGGGAUUCUGAAUGAUGAGAAGCGGCUCCAAAGACAGACUGAAAUUCAAUCUCUUCGACUUGUUAUGAUAUGCCUCUUCAGUAAUCUGACAGUUACUUAGGCCGAUGGGCACUUAAGGUUUUAAGCUAGCAUUUAGGUACUGGGAUCAACUUGAGUAUUGAUUACUUAGUGCUCCCCACACGGAAUAUAGUUACUUGGAUAUUAUGGUUUGAGCUACCUAAUUUGUAUGCCUAAUUUUCGUUUGCUAUGUUAUAGAAAGACACUUAAUGGUAAUUACGAGUAUUAUUAUUUACUUUAACGUGAUCUAAUCGCAUAUAUUUAAGCUUUAAAAUUACCUCUGAGGUUUCGAGGACGGCAUGGUCCCCGUAGUAUCGGAGAAGUCUUUUUAAAGUGAAUAAUAAUCUGUGAAAACCGUGAAAGUAUAAGUGACAUCCUCGCAGAAGAAUGAACUCCAAAAUUCACUCGAAAAUAGUGUAUAAUUUUAUUAAAAGUUCGAAAUGUUGAAUUUGGAAAUUGCCAUGAUAGUGCUUAAUUAUUAUAGAUAUUGAAUUGUGGAGAGAAGCCACACAUGACAGCCUUGUAUACACCUACAUGAAACCGUCGUUUUGAAUUAAGAAUUAUUAUCUCAACUAAUUUUAUUUUUUAUCUGUGCUAUCCUCUCAUUCAUCUUAUUCCAUUUGCUUCUGUUUAAAUUUAAGACCUAUUUACACAAGUAUAGUUGAAAAGAUAGACCGUCUGUCUGAAGAGGCGCUCAAAGCAUUCUGUUUUCAAACUAGUUUUUAAGUGCGUAUACUCAUUUACUAAAUUUUUUGACAAAAAUUUUAUCAUCUGUAAGAUUUAUAAUUGUUGCCAAAAAAUUAUUUGCAUUCCAAUAAAUUCUGACGCCAAUGUCAGAUUUUAGUCAUAUCUUAGUUAACGGUUAGUUUAGGCUAGUUUUACAAGCGAAAUUGGUACUGUAAAUAAACUUUCUAUUUUCUAUAA